Vicia villosa (hairy vetch) is the source of this 996-nucleotide messenger RNA. Its product is annotated as putative Myb family transcription factor At1g14600. Gene Ontology annotation, molecular function: DNA-binding transcription factor activity; DNA binding. Gene Ontology annotation, cellular component: nucleus. The transcript is spliced from 2 exons. The coding region runs from base 1 to 996 and encodes 331 amino acids. NCBI's taxonomy places the organism in Eukaryota, Viridiplantae, Streptophyta, Magnoliopsida, Fabales, Fabaceae. Gene Ontology annotation, biological process: regulation of DNA-templated transcription. The record is from RefSeq and is a predicted model, not a curated record.
AUGGCGGCAAUGAUUAACGGAAUGGCUAAAAGGAAGAAACAACAAGAUGACUCAUUGUCGCAUAACAAGAGGAAAGCACGUCGCAUGGUUUGGUCUGAUGAUCUUCAUGCAAAGUUUGUUGAUGCUGUUAAUGUACUUGGCAUUGCAGAGGCUGUUCCGAGAAAAAUAAUAGCUUUAAUGAAUGUUGAAGGAAUUACUACCUCUCAUGUCGCUAGCCAUCUUCAGAAAUAUAGACUCCGUAUGAAAAAGGCUGUUGACAAGGUUCCUUCAACACUGAUUCAGCCUGCUCAAUCUCAAUACAUCAACAUUCAUCCAUCAUACAAGUUUCCUGCAAAUCAAACCUCACCUUUAUUCCUCCCUAACAAACUGGCUGUCCAUCAAUCUCACUCACAAAUUUAUUCUCCAACCGGUUUCAACAUGAGUGGACCGAGUCCUUCAACACUAAUUCAAUCUCAGAAUAUCAACAACAGUUCGUCAAUCCUCCAUCCACCGCCGUCCAUCUCCUUUCCUAUAUAUCAUCAAACCUCUACGUUUCCAACUCUUGUUAACCAAUAUACUACUCCACUCGACUUCCAUGACAGUAGGGCUACUAACUUCCCUUUACAAAUCUCAAAUCAUCCUUUCUUGUUUCAAAUGAACUCACAUGAUGUUGCUGCUUCUUCAAAAUGCACAAGCAUUUGGGAUUAUGAUUGGUAUCAAAAAUACAUGAAAAGGGAGCCUCAGUUACUUCAAUUUCCCCACAAUUCCUUGCCGGUUUGGGAGACUUACAAAACAAGUCAAAAUAGUCAAAUGAAGAAUUCACAGCAGGUACAUAAUGUAGAGCCAAUUAUUGUUGGAUCAUCUGCUUCUUUGGAAGACACAAACAUCAAUAUUUCGGAUUAUAAUCGGUGUGAUGAUGAUAGUCUUAUUGACUUUUCGGUUGAAGAAACAGAUCCUAAUUACUUUAGCGGAUAUUACAAAGAUGCAGGGAUGCAUAGAAGAAGAGGAUCUCAUUAA